CUGUUCGACCAAAUUCCCCACCCGGACACGUUCACAUUUUCCACCAUCAUCCGCGGUGCCUCCCACUCAUCGGACCCCUCCACCACCUUCCCCCUCUAUGCCCGCAUGGAGCAGGCUGCUAUCAGGCCCCACCAUGACUGCCACCUCGUCUUCCCCUUCCUCCUCCGUGCGUGUGUGCACCUCCGUUCACCGCCGCUCGCCGCGCAGUUGCAUUCCAGGAUUGUCAAGCUCGGUCUUGAAUCUGAUAAUUUUAUACGGAACGCCCUCAUUAACUUCCACGCAAAGUGCGGGGACUUAUCCACGGCCAAUGUGCUGUUUGAUUCACGUGCUAGGGGUGACAUUGUCGCGAGUUCCUCUCUCAUUGCGGGCUACGCGAUGAGAGGGGAACUUGAUGUCGCGAGGACGUUGUUUGAUGAGAUCGAUUCGAAGGAUUUGGUUGCUUGGAACGUGAUGAUCACGGGGUAUGCAAAGAGAGGGGAGAUGGAUAAGGCGAGGGAAUUGUUUGAUCGCGUGCCGGAGAAAGAUACCGUUUCUUGGAACGUGAUGAUUGCUGGGUAUGCUAAGUGUGGCUCGCAAGAUAAGGCGAUGGAGAUGUUUGAGGAGAUGAGAAGUGUAGGGGAGCGACCCGAUGAGGUCACAAUGCUGAGCUUGAUAUCAGCUUGUGCUGAUACCGGGUCGAUUGAUAUUGGCAUAAAGCUACAUUCCUCUCUCAAUAGAGUAAAUGUGCAUGUUGGAAAUGCUUUGAUUGACAUGUAUGCAAAAUGUGGGAGCAUUGAGAGAGCGAUGCGAGUGUUUCGAGGGAUGAGAGAGAGGGACGUCUCGAGUUGGAAUUCAAUGAUUGGAGGAUUAGCUGUCCAUGGGCAUGCCAACGAGUCCGUUCGUCUAUUUAAGGAGAUGAGGAGGAUGAGAGUGAAGCCAGACGAGAUUACCUUCGUUAGCAUUCUCGUCGCUUGUAGCCAUGGAGGGAUGGUGGAUGAUGGGAGAAGGUACUUUCAUCUUAUGAGAAAUGAAUAUGGCAUUGAACCGAACAUGAAGCACUGUGGAUGUAUGGUUGACAUGCUCGGGCGAGCUGGGUUUCUGGAUGAAGCGUUUGAGUUUGUUGAUGGGAUGAAGAUUGAGGCGAAUCCGAUUAUAUGGAGAGCUUUGCUGGGAGCUUGUAAAGUCCAUGGGAAUGUUGAGUUGGGGAGAAGAGCAAAUGAAGAGCUUUUGAAGAUGAAAUGGAAGGAUGAGAGCGGGAGUGGAGAUUAUGUGUUGUUGUCUAAUAUAUAUGCUUCUUUAGGGGAAUGGGAGGGAGUUGAGAAAGUGAGGAGAUUGAUGGAUGAUAGUGGCGUGAUGAAGGAAGCUGGUUCUACACUCAUUGGUGCAGGUAGAUUGUUGUAAAGAAAUAGCUCAUGUGCUACAGGAUUAAUUGCGGACAGAACCCUGUACUAUCCCCCAAUUGCGGAUAGACCCGUGUACUAUCGCCCAAGUACGGAUACCCCUCUUCUGGUAUCGUUGCAGAUAGACCUCCUGAUUCAAAAAAAUUUGGCUCUUUUAUCCUCAGAACGAAUGAGUUCUUUUUUAACAAAUAGACCUCCUGAGUGUCAAAGAUCAGUCAGGGGUCCUAUCUGCAACAAUAGAACUACAGGGGACUAUCCCGAAUUGAACUAUAGUACGUAGAGAGGACUGCACUGAACAUGGUACUGUUAUACUCACAGGAGAAUUAUCAGAAAAUGGAAUGUAAGCAAAAAGCUGAUAGAUCCAGAACAAAUUCAUAUUGAUAUUUGAUGCCUAUUAAUGGUCAUCUGCAUGAGAAAUGGAUACGGAGGAUUCAGUAAAUAAAUUGUCAGACAAGUUUAGAAG
Asparagus officinalis (garden asparagus) is the source of this 1842-nucleotide messenger RNA. Its product is annotated as pentatricopeptide repeat-containing protein At5g15300. The transcript has a single exon. Gene Ontology annotation, molecular function: RNA binding; protein binding. NCBI's taxonomy places the organism in Eukaryota, Viridiplantae, Streptophyta, Magnoliopsida, Asparagales, Asparagaceae. Gene Ontology annotation, biological process: RNA modification. The record is from RefSeq and is a predicted model, not a curated record. Bases 106 to 1380 code for a protein of 424 amino acids.